Cherax quadricarinatus is the source of this 3524-nucleotide messenger RNA. RefSeq lists its product as uncharacterized. Lineage: Eukaryota; Metazoa; Arthropoda; Malacostraca; Decapoda; Parastacidae. The record is from RefSeq and is a predicted model, not a curated record.
AUGGUUAUUUUCACACUCUCCGUGUUCUUCUUCUAUGUUGAAGAGGCGCAUGGAGUAUACAUCCGGGGCGUGGAAGUCCCUGUGGAGGCGCAGGCGGGGAAGGAUGUGUCCCUGAGGUGCUGGGUAAAUCCCUGGCCUGGACAGCUCUACUCCCUCGCCUGGUGGAAGGAUGGGGCUCAGUUCUACCGUAGUACCGCUACUACUUCCUCCGUCGCUCUGGUCUCCCUCUUCCCCCUCCCCGGCCUCACUCUCAAGGAAGGCAGCGGAGGACUGGGGCACGUGGUGCUUGAGCGGGUAAGGGUGGCAGCCACUGGGUCAUACACCUGUGAGGCCGUGGCAGACUUUCCUAGCUUCUCUCAGCACCUGGUACCUGCCAAUCUCACUAUCGUAGACCCGCCGGACACGGGGCCGCUGAUAGCCGGCUACAAGAUCAGGUACUACCCUGGCGAGGUGCUGGCAGCCAGCUGUACCAUACUGAGGGCUCAUCCGGUGCCAGCUGUGUCCUGGUUCAUCAACAGUCAUCAGGUUGAGGAGGGUCGGCAGGAGGUGGUCGAGGUAAACCCUGAGGUCGACCUCACCUUUACUACCACUUCAAAGCUCACACUUCGCCUCAAGCGUCACCACUUCAUCAACGACGUCAUCAACUUAACUUGCGGAGCGCAAGUUGGACAAAGGUUGUGGACCUCCACAACCAUAACCACCCAUCGUGCACGCCCACAUAAGCACACACGCCCACGAAAGCAUCACGACCUCCAUGCCACUAUGCCAAUACCACGUCAACGACGACCCCAGCAACAACGCCCAACGGAAAUUAACUUUGAAAAGGACGAAGCGGCAAUACAGCAACCAGCUGGAGAGGAUCUGUCACAUGUUGUAGGGACGGGGAGUGUCCAGUUCCAUUAUGGAUGGGUAGUUCUGGUCAGCACUCUUGUGUGCGCUGUGCUGUGGGCAUGACGUACUCACUGCUGCUGCAGAGGAUGGACGGUGGGUGGUAGUGAUGGUAACUAUUUCUGUGAGGGUAGUGUUGUGGGUCAGGCAGAGCACUGCAGACGCUGGGUAGUCUCUCUUUAGGGAAGAAUAAACAUCCAGUGAAGAAGUUUGCAUCUCAUACCCACACUGUGACAGGAAGAUAGAAAAAACACUCAAUACUUGUCAGUUAAACCUAUUGUAUCAUAUAAUUUAUUAAUCCUAUGCCUGUCCAGUAUAAUUCCCACCGUACUCAGUCCUCUCUAAAUAGGUUCUGUGUUGUUGCCGUUGUUCAGGUCCACUCGCACAAAUAACUGCACAAUACACAAUGGUGUCAUACGAUGGGCUGUUCAAUAGGAGAGAAUUCCAUGUUGUCAUAAAAUUUACAGUACUCAAAAUACCAUAAUAGAUUAGUUACAGAAGCGAGAUCUUCGAUACUAAUAUGAAAUAUAUUCUGCUAUCGUAGAAUGAGUUUGUACAGAAUUUAGGCAAAACUGCCCAUAGUAACAUAAAUCCACGCCACAUGGUUUAAUUAUUGAUAUCUAAGAUAAAUCAGCACGGGGAGGAGCUCCUCCUCCCACAUACACCUGGGUAUUAAGAGACUAUAAUGUGUCGUGACGUCGUGAUAGCUGUGUAGCAACAUUCCAAGAACGAGGGACCUCUAGAUUAUUCUGUGUAUAACAGUGCUAUUUGUUUUCAGUUUAUAAUGCUAUCCACUGGUCUGUUUAACCCCGUAUUAAUGUUACAAAAGUCGUCGUCUUAAACUUCUCCAAAGCAUGGUAGUUAAGGUAAUUUAUUCUCGUUUAACAGGUGGCCAGUUUACGGUUUUGUAACAAUAAAUUGUAAUAAUAAUUCGGGAUUGCGAAACAAAUAAAAAUUAAAAUCUUUACUAGCAAAGUUUAGUUGAAUAUACUUACAUAAUGUUAGGACAUUGUACAUCAAAUGAGGUGUCUAACACCUACACUUCUCUUGGUACAUUAUAUAUAUAUAACUUCAUUAACUAUUAAGAUCCAGUUCAACCAGCAUAUUAAUAUGGAUAAAACAACUUUAUAAGUUCUGACUUUGUACUAUUUUCACCAAUUAUAUCAACCACAAGGUAACCUACAAUGGUUACUAAGACUUAUUCAGUCAGCUGAGCCAUUAAUUCACCAGAGUUAUGCAAGAACUCGAAAGUGACAGACUUAAGUCUUAUUUUCAUCCAGCAUGAAUUAAUAAUGAUAAUAUAUUUAUUUUACUACCAGUACAUGUACAAGGUAUACAGACCAUAGCUGACAUCAAUGACAUACUACUAUAUAGAAAGUCCCUUGUUAUGCUGAGCAUUUCUCGCAAAUUAGGUCAGUUUUGUCCCAGGAUGCGACCCACACCAGUCCACUAACACCCAGGUACGCACUUUACUGAUGGGGAAAAUAGACAACAGGUGUAAAGAAACACGCCCAGUGUUUCUACUCUGGCUGGGAAUCGAACCCAAGCCCUCGCCGUGUGAAGAGAAAGCGUUAGCCACCAGAGCUUUGACUGCACGAGUCGUGAUGCACAGUGACCAGAUAUGUUAGUUCGGUGACGUCUUGUCAAUUCAGUUGCUAUACAAAUUCCUUGCAGGUUUUGGAGUGAUAUAUAAGACCCUGGAUAGCACAUUUAGUAUCUCUACAAAUUAUAUUAUUGCCAACCGUCAGUGUGUUAACAUAAGCCCUGAUAAAUCCCAUACAGUUCAGCUAUAAAGAUAGUUAAGGCCUCUGGGUAGCUUCCAUCCCCAAUGGAAAUAAGUCACUCUGACUUUUUUGUGUUAUCUCAGGUUCUCUACACAUGCUGCUAUGUAUGAUAAUUCUAUGUAACUGUAUUUGUGUAUACCUGAAUAAACUUACUUAUUCCCGUUAUGAGAUGGCAGCCAGGAAGCCACAGUGCGGACGUCACAGAAGCUGUGUUGUUGUCAAGAAUUCGUGUUUCGUAUGUGUGUAUUUCUGUCGUAUCUGGGAAAAGAUUAUGUAUUGUAAUGUAAUAGCAGAAAUUAUUGUUUCAUUUGGUGUUUAUUUGGGAUUAUUAUGACAUUUACGAGGAAGAGUCUAAACCCGUAAGGGUCAUAUAGAUCCUGGUAGAAUGAAAGGCAUUUAGGCUCGAUUCAAGAAGUUGGAACACAGGUCCAUUAUUGACUCCCAUUUCUCCAGAAGCUGUUUGACCCUGUGGGUUUAACGCUCCCCCCGUCCGUGAAUGCAAUGAUAAUAGUAAUAAUAUUGUUAAUAAUACUUUAUAUAUUAAAAUAUUUUUUGGGUGGUGAUGCACAACUGAAAAUCAACAUUUAUGACCCUUGUACCUUGAAAAACAAAACUUGGUAGAAGAAUAAAUGUAAAUUGUUGUUCAGUAAUGUUUACUGGUUGAAUUAUCAUAUUUAAAUUACUUUCAGCUAUGUUUAAUUUAUCCAUACAUUCCAUAAUUAUUUUGAGAAACAAACUGACACUGAAUGAUUUAAUUUUUUUUUUUUUUUGAGGAAUUGUACGGAUAGACAUCCUAGGUUAAGUCAUCAUAAACUGCCACUUGUGUAUAUCCAUUAUGAUAAUCUAUGUCGA